Messenger RNA from Spodoptera frugiperda (fall armyworm), 5653 nucleotides. RefSeq names its product endoplasmic reticulum mannosyl-oligosaccharide 1,2-alpha-mannosidase (gene alpha-Man-Ib). The transcript is spliced from 12 exons. Gene Ontology annotation, biological process: N-glycan processing; carbohydrate metabolic process. The record is from RefSeq and is a predicted model, not a curated record. Gene Ontology annotation, cellular component: endoplasmic reticulum; membrane. NCBI's taxonomy places the organism in Eukaryota, Metazoa, Arthropoda, Insecta, Lepidoptera, Noctuidae. The coding region runs from base 142 to 2031 and encodes 629 amino acids. Gene Ontology annotation, molecular function: mannosyl-oligosaccharide 1,2-alpha-mannosidase activity; calcium ion binding.
UGCCCCUAUACUUUGCGGACGUGGAGCUCCGCAGUUCAGUCAUUUUUAAGUGUUAAUUUGUCAGCCAGGGUUUCAGACAAUAAACAAGAAAAACGUGAAAAAAAUCAAUACGUGGAAUUCAUUUAUUUUGAACCUAUUUAUAUGAAUCAAACUAAAAAGUUGUUGGUCUUGUUUUCAUUUUUAUUUUAUUACCCGAAAUAUAAUAAUAAUGCAAAGUCAGUAAGUGAAGAAAUAUCAACAUCCAAUAUGGAUAUGAAGAUAGAGUUCAAUGACACUGACGACAAUUCCCCAAUAGUUCCUCCCAACAGUAUAGGCGCAUGGAGUAUUAAGAAUGACACUUCAGUGCUGAUCUCCGACCCACAGCCAAGUGGAUCUCAUAGGAAAAUUAUUAGGCGAUGGAAUCGUUUGUCAAGAUUGCAACGAUCCAUAGUAUAUGCACUAUUCGUAAUAGCAGGAACAGUCUUAGUGAUGUUUUAUGUCUCGAAGGUUUCUGCAGCUAAUGUAAAUAAGAUUAAUCAUAGUGAUUUAGCCCAAGAAACAUUAAAAAAUUUGUCUCUAGUCAAUGAACAAGUAGCCGAGGCCACUGUGUCAAAGAAGACUGUUGUAAAUGAUGAGAAAGCUGAAAGGCCCAUGUUUACAGGACCUAUAAAUGCUCGUCAGUAUGCUGUUGUGGAGAGCUUCAAACAUGCUUGGCGUGGGUACAAGGAACAUGCAUGGGGCCACGAUAAUUUGAAACCCGUCUCUGGGAUGGCCUUUGAUUGGUUCUCUCUUGGACUUACCAUUGUGGAUUCUCUGGAUACUGCUUACAUUAUGGGACUGACUGAUGAAUUUGAAGAAGGCAAACAAUGGAUACAGAACGAACUGGUUUUCACAAAGAAUAAAGAUGUUAAUUUCUUCGAAGUAACCAUUCGUGUUCUGGGAGGUUUGCUGUCCUGUUACCAUUUUACACAAGAUCGUAUGUUCCUGACUAAGGCUAUUGAUCUGGGAGAUCGCCUGAUGGCUGCUUUCUCCUCACCAUCCGGUAUACCGUACUCCGACGUGAACCUUGGCGAAAGAACAGCUCACGCACCAGAAUGGUCUCACUACAGCACUACUGCUGAAGUGACUACAGUGCAGUUGGAGUUUAGGGAGCUGUCUCGUGCCAGCAAUAACCCUGGAUUUGAGGAUGCUGCCGCAGCAGUGUCAGAGAAAAUCCAUCAUUUGCCGAAGAAACAUGGCUUAGUGCCGAUAUUUAUUAACCCGAACACUGGCCAUUUUUUGCCGCACGCCACCAUAACGCUUGGAGCUAGAGGAGACAGUUAUUACGAAUACUUACUUAAACAAUGGCUGCAGACAGGAAAGACUAUUAACUAUUUACUGGACGAUUAUCUGACUGCUAUCGAAGGCGUACGUAACUUCUUGGCAAAGCGAUCGUCCCCAAACAAGCAUCUGUUCAUUGGAGAACUAUCGGCUGGGUCGGAGGCUUUCAAUCCAAAGAUGGACCACUUGACUUGCUUCCUGCCGGGUACAUUGGCCCUUGGCCACGCCAAUGGCCUCCCUGACUGGCACAUGACCAUGGCUGAAGAACUCCUCUACACUUGCUACUUGACAUAUGCCGCUCAUCCAACAUUCUUGGCUCCGGAGAUAACUCACUUUUAUAUGGAAAAUGUGCCAACGUCCAAAAAUGUUCCGCAGGCGAGUGUCGCCGAAGAUAUGUACACUAAGACAGCUGACUCUCACACUCUCCUGCGUCCCGAAUUCGUUGAGAGCCUGUGGUACAUGUACCAGAUUACUGGAAACACAACAUAUCAGGAUUGGGGCUGGCAAAUAUAUCAGGGUUUCGAGAAGUACGCCCGAGUGCCAAACGGAUACACAUCGCUGGCUAACGUAAAGGUCGAGAAACCAGUGCAACGUGACAUGAUGGAAUCCUUCUUCUUGUCGGAGACUCUGAAAUACCUGUACUUGCUGUUCAGCGACGAUAGGUUCACAAUUGACCUGAACAAGUAUGUCAUUAACUCUGAAGCCCAUCCACUGCCUAUACAUAAAAACUAGGAGCCGGUUUAUUGGUACAUUUAAAUCGCAACAUGGUCAUGACGUCAUGAUACUACAUGCAUGCGUGAAGACUCCUUUACAAAACAGCAAAGGGUCGAAUUAGAAAUGCGCGUUUUCGCGAACCCUUCUUCAAGGUGAGAAUUCCUGUAGCCAUUGUGCACUCAAUGGAAUGUCCCCUUAGAAAAUAGCAAUAGUAGUGCAAUUUCUUAAAUAUCUAAUUGUGUCAUUAUAGGUGUCUGUUUACUCCCAAAGCUCAGUAUGAAACUGUAGGUAUUAUAAUUAUUAUGUUACGCCAUAUUUAUACAAUACUUAAUAAUAUAAUACAUUUUACCAGUAGUUAAUGUUGUGCUAAACAGUAUAUAAGAAACAAGUACUCAUUUAUUACUAUAAUGAAACCGUUUUCUGUAUUAAUGGUAAAGCACGUAAUAUUAAAUUUUAUUAUUGUCUUGAAAGAUACAAAUACAUUUUUCUUCAUAAGUAAUUAUUGCCCACACUACCAUUACUUCAGAGUUAUUUCAUAGCAUUUAUUUCCUCGUACCAGUAAGUACAUGUCCUAUGCAUACGGUGUGUUUAAUAAUAAAUAGAUUCAUAGUUUUCUCUCAUACACAUUAAAUAGUAACAAUAGUAGAUUGAAUCACAUUAUUCCUAAUAAUCAUUAUGUUAUUAAGUACUUAACUUGUAACGAAUUUAUAAUUAAUGUUUUGCAAGGAAGUUCUUGUAUUACUCAUCUAACUCUUUGCAGCCGACUUAUUACAUUCUCUGAUUAAUUUAUAAUUAAUUUACUUUUUGGUAGACUAUAUUUUGACGGGACCAAAUUUUGUAGACUAUGAUAUUAACACAGAUUAUUUAUUAAGUUAAUAUCAAUCAAAGAAUAUUUAUUUGGCUGUAUCAUUGAAUUUUAUAAUAUGCAGGCUGGUUGGUAUAACAUCAGCAACAAUGGAUUGGUCACAUAGCCUUAGGGCGAAAAGAAACUUGAUUUUAUAUUAAAUUCAAAGUGUAAAGAGCAUUUGUUGUUGCGUCUAUUGCAUAUAACUUGUGUACCGGCCUGUGUAAACUAAUUUUAGUCAUGAUUAAAUUAUUUUUACCGUAGUCAAUAUUGUUAUAGUUUAAUUAUGUUUUUGUUCUAUUGUCUAUAACUAAACUCGCUUUUAUUUCUAGUAAAAUAAAACGAAUCUCAAGCUUUACGGCUUUUACGGUCCCAAGUGUUGUAAUUCUAUUAUUUAUACUAUAGUUUGGUUAGGGGUCGUAGUUACUGAAACUUCAAGAUGUAAAUUGUUUAAUUUAGGAUAUAUUUCACUCAAGUCAUUAUCAUAUUUUAAAUUAAUUUGUUGUGUACAAUAUUUAUAAUUUUAUAUCUAUGCUUUAGUUGUGUGUAUAUAGGGAAUGCGAGGAAAGUUAGAGGAGAACGAACGUGCGUUAGGUGUAUAAAUUUAAUCUAAGUAGGUAUUAUCUUAGGCAAGAGUGCUGAGACUUAGGUAGUUAGUAUCGAAGAUCACCUACAGUGACUUCCCAAACAUUAAAAACACUUUGGCGAACUCGGCGCUCGAUAUAGUUGUCCCAAGAACUAACGUAAAGCCUUUAGGAUGUGUAGCAUCUAUUCUUCUUUUUUAGCUUUUGUCAUUCAUUAACUACCGCAUAAGUAAAUUCCUUCUCUGUGAACUAAACCCUUGAUGUGUGAAUUUUCUAACUUCAGCUUCAUGUCUUCGGUCAUGUUAUUUCAAGGAAACCUGAUUUUUCUACUCUCUCAAGUCAAAUCUUCCUGAAAAUUUAAACUAAAGUGGUUUAGUACAACAAACUUUUACUGAAGAUCAAGUCGAUUGUCGUCAGGACAUUAUAAAAUAAUUAAUGGAUACAAUUAUUAAAGUUCUAGCGAUUUUGAUGAUGUAUUGUAAUGCUGAUGGAUAUUCACAGCAUUAACUCCGUAACAUGUGCCUCGAAGUACCAUAAUGUAUGCAUUGCUAACCAUGUUUACUAACAAUUUACAUAUACAAUGUUUAUAGUUAAAUAAUAUUCGUAUAGACUCGGAUUGUUAAACGAAAUAUUCCUAAUCGAACGCACAUUAUGUGAUAGAUCAUUUUUCACGUUAUUUGCCAAAUUAUACAUUAGGUAAAUGCAUAGCUAGUAUACCUACGUUGUUAUUAUACUUAUACAGCAAGGCAGGAAUGUUAUUUGGCAGGCGACAGAACACGCGCAAUGUAUGGAGGGUCAAGGUUCGAAAUUUAGUUAACAAAAUUGUAGUUUUACAAAGUUAGCAUAUUAUAGUGGAGCUAGUUAGAUAAAUGACCUCACUACGCAAUAAGUCAUGCAUUAUUACGCCCAGUUAUAAAGGGUAAGUUAAGGCCUAAGAACUACGCAACCAUCUCGAUUAAUUAAAUGCACUAACGCACAAUUAACGUAAUUAAAAAUAAAGCCACUAUAGUUUUAAGUACUUAAAUAAACGUUGUAUACUUUACCGGGGUUGAGUAUAAAUUAAUAUAAGGUAUGUUGUUCUUUCUUGUUACGAUUUAUAAUAUAUUACAAUAUUAUCUGUUUACGUCCUAGGUUUCACUUUGUUUUAAAUUUAAGUAGUAAUCAAUUAAAUGAUAACAUUUCGCUGUUAAAUGUUUCAUGUUGUUUUAGUGAUAUGCCACGUAAUUCAUUUAAAUUGUAAAUGGUUUAGGUAACGACAAUGCAAGUUAUGUAUUUUAAAUACAUAUUUUGCAAAAUAUGUUUUAUACUUGUCUGAGAAUUUGAUUAGUAUGAAUCUAUGAUGGGUCCUAGUUGGCAGUUAAAUAUCUCACAAACUGAAAGACUGUUUCAUAAAAAGUACAGUACGUUUGAACUGUGUUGUGCUCGACAUGAAAGCAUGGGAUAUUUUAUCAUAAAUGAAGAUCAGAUCAAGAUCAUAUCAUCCUUUAGCACAUUUAACUUUGUAACUGAUGAUCAUUACAAGUGCGUCUAGAUUACAGAUUCUAGGAUUACUUGUAAUAAAUGCCAAUGCAUAAAGUUUCAUACCCCACACCUACAUUGGCUGUUUAUAGACUAGAUCAGUUCUAUUUUCAUAUGCAAUGUGAAACUAAUAUGAUCAUAUCUAUCCAAAUUUUGGUCAAGAUUGCGGUAUGAUAGCGUAUUCGAUACUUAAUGUGUGUCAUUUCAACUGUGCCCAACAGUAAAAAUAUUGCAGCAUUUUUUAAUUGUUUUGUAAGUCAAAUUCAUUUUAGAAAUUGUUCAGUUACCAAUGUAAAUUAGUAAUUAGUUACCAAACGUUCUGGAUCAUCCCUAAAUUAUAUGAUGAACUAAACUUGUUUCCGAAUGUGAUGAAUGUUUGUAAGUAGAAGAGAAUAAUGAUUGUGUAUGCGUGCUGCAUAAGAUCAUUAUUUGAUUAAUUAAAUAAUUUAUUUACCCAUAUUUGUGGAUAUCACAUUUUAUGUUAUAGCGUUCUUUUAUUUACCAAAAGGAACACAUUACUGUAAAUCACGUAUUAUUAAAAUUAAGCAACUAUAGAUGUAUUUGAGGCUGGGUAUCCAUAUACAUUAUAAUGAAUUUUGCAUUUAUAUCUACAUACAUAUUUCAAUGUCAGUUUACUGGAAUCUUUAAAGUUGUGCUACUACAUAUUGGUUGUAAUAAAUGUACAAUUUAUUAA